Stegodyphus dumicola is the source of this 808-nucleotide messenger RNA. RefSeq names its product FA complementation group M (gene Fancm). NCBI's taxonomy places the organism in Eukaryota, Metazoa, Arthropoda, Arachnida, Araneae, Eresidae. Gene Ontology annotation, molecular function: ATP binding; four-way junction DNA binding; 3'-5' DNA helicase activity. The record is from RefSeq and is a predicted model, not a curated record. Gene Ontology annotation, biological process: interstrand cross-link repair; double-strand break repair via synthesis-dependent strand annealing.
UUGACAUAAUCGUGUGUUGUUAGUGUUGAAUUUUUUAAAUUGAGUUAUUAUCGAUUUAUGUUAAUUUUAUGUUUUUCAACAAUCACUUAAUAUUCAUUAUUCGGUAAUUAAAAUAUAGCUAAUAAGUUGUGCAUAAUAUUUAUUAUUUCCUAAAUAUCUUGCAUAACCUUGCUACAGUGUACCUAUUUUGAUUAUUAUCUUCACAUUCCUUUCGCAAUAAAUUAUUAAUGAAAAUAACAUUAUGGUUAAAAUGAAUUUAAUUUGUCCCAAAUCUCAGACUUUGCUAACUUAUUUUGUCGUGAUCUUAAAGAAAUGAAUAAAAAACAGAAGACAUUGUAUGAAACUUGGAAUAAGUCCCCUCCGAAAGAAGUUUUGAAAAAAUCAGGAACCAAUUUACCAUCCUCUUCUAAAGCAAUUACAUCAGGAAAGAACACAGCUGGAGUUGCUUUCGACUUUUCUAGUAAUGAUAUAUUUCAGACCACAAAGUAUUCAAAAAAUGAAUCAAAUAUUGGUGAAACAAGUUUUGAUCAUAAUGCUGGUCAAACAUGGAUUUACCCCACCAAUCAUCCAGUUCGUGAUUAUCAGUUCACUAUAGUUAAAGAAGCAUUGUUUAAAAAUACAUUAGUCAUAUUACCAACAGGACUGGGUAAAACAUUUAUUGCAGCAGUUGUUAUGUUUAACAUCUAUAGAUGGUAUCCUCAAGGAAAAGUGAUCUUCAUGGCACCAACAAAACCUCUUGUUGCUCAGCAAGUAGAUGCAUGCUUUAAAAUAACUGGGAUUUCCGAAGAAGACACUACACAAAUGACUG